Molecule: messenger RNA, 363 nt
Organism: Phytomonas sp. Hart1
Lineage: Eukaryota; Euglenozoa; Kinetoplastea; Trypanosomatida; Trypanosomatidae
Source: the annotation of a GenBank genome assembly
AUGCGCGCGGUGGUGGAGCGGGUCGUGGCGCUGGUCCCCGGCGCCUCGCGGGUGGCGGAGCUCUUCGUCCUGCAGUCCCGCAACGGCGGCUUCCCGCUCAACGACUCCUUCGGGGCCUACGUCGGGAUCCCGCUCCGGACGCUGGCCCAGCGCCGCCCGGAGGGGUGCAGCUCCGAGGAGUCCUGGGCGGCCCUCGUGGCCUUGGUCGUGAUGCAGGCAUCCCCCGUGAGCCCGGAUGUGGCGAUGUCGGAGCGGGCCGCGAUGCGGUACCUGGACACCAACUACCCUGGGGGGGCGUGGCGGGGCUGGAUUCCCCAGGCGCGCGAAUUAUUACACUUGGCCAAGACUGGUUCGGAUAACUAG